Molecule: messenger RNA, 4001 nt
Organism: Echinops telfairi (small Madagascar hedgehog)
Lineage: Eukaryota; Metazoa; Chordata; Mammalia; Afrosoricida; Tenrecidae
Gene: TDRD9
Product: tudor domain containing 9
Exons: 36
Coding region: 1-3960 (1319 amino acids)
Cellular component (GO): intracellular anatomical structure
Molecular function (GO): RNA binding; ATP binding
Source: RefSeq, a predicted model, not a curated record
AUGGCAGGACUUUGCUUCAGGCCCCUCAGCCAGAAGAGCUCAGAGAUGGAGUACAUCAGCAAGUACCGGCAGCUGGAAGCACAGGAGCUUGACAAGUAUGGCAGUGCUCAGUCCAGCAGUGGGCCAGGUCUCAGGCCUCCGCUGGCUAAAUUAAACAAUGUGACCUGCAUACCUGAGACAACGUAUAAAUACCCAGAUUUGCCUAUAAAUCGAUGUAAGGAAGAGGUCAUUUCCCUGAUAGAGAGCAAUUCAGUGGUGGUCAUCCAUGGGGCCACGGGCAGUGGGAAGAGCACGCAGCUCCCGCAGUACCUCCUGGACCACUGCAUCCAGUGCGCCACCUACUGCAACAUCGUGGUCACGCAGCCCCGGAAAAUCGGGGCCAGCAGCAUUGCCCGGUGGAUCAGUAAGGAGCGCUCCUGGCCUCUGGGCGGCGUGGUGGGCUACCAGGUGGGGCUUGAGAAGAUAGCCACAGAGGACACCAAGCUCACUUACAUGACGACCGGUGUCCUGCUGCAGAAGAUCGUCAGUGCCAAGAGUUUGAUGGAGUUCACACACGUCUUCAUCGACGAAGUGCACGAACGAACUGAAGAAAUGGAUUUCCUGCUGUUGGUGGUCCGCAAACUUUUAAGAACAAAUUCGCGUUUUGUGAAGGUGGUCCUGAUGUCGGCCACCAUCAACUGUAAAGAGUUUGCCGACUACUUUGCAGUCCCUGUUCAGAACACAAUGAAGCCCGCACACAUCUUUGAAGUGGAGGGCAAACCCCACUUGAUCGAGCAGUAUUACCUGGAUGACCUGGGGCACAUCCACCACAGCAGGCUUUCUCCUCACCUCCUAGAGGAGCCAGUGAUCCCCAAAGACAUUUACAAGGUGGCCAUCGCCCUCAUUCAGAUGUUUGAUGACUUGGAUGUGAAGGAGAGUGGGAGCGAGGGCUGGUCAGGCUCCCACUUCAUGGCAGAGCGGAGCAGUGUCUUGGUCUUCCUGCCAGGUCUGGGUGAAAUCAACUACAUGCACGAACUUCUCACAAAUAUGGUUCAUAAAAGGCUGCAGGUCUACCCUCUCCACUCCAGCGUGACUUUAGAAGAGCAGAACAAUGUGUUUUUAAGCCCAGUGCCUGGGUACAGAAAGGUUAUUCUGUCUACCAACAUUGCUGAGAGCUCUGUAACAGUUCCAGAUGUCAAAUAUGUGAUAGACUUCUGUCUGACGAGAACCCUGGUCUGUGAUGAAGAUACCAACUACCAGAGUCUGCGCUUGAGCUGGGCCUCCAAGACCAGCUGUGACCAGAGGCAAGGCCGUGCGGGGCGAGUGUCGAAGGGCUACUGCUACAGGCUGGUGCACAGGGACUUCUGGGACCGCUCCAUCCUGAACCAUGUUGUCCCCGAGAUGCUGCGCUGUCCAUUAGGAAGCACAAUAUUGAAAGUGAAACUCUUGGACAUGGGUGAGCCGAGGGCUCUGCUGGCGACUGCACUGUCCCCUCCGAGUCUGAGCGAUAUUGAGCGCACCAUUCUUCUACUGAAAGAGGUCGGUGCUCUGGCCGUCAGUGGUCAGAAAGAGGGCGAGAACCCCCAUGAUGGCGAGCUGACCUUCCUGGGCAGGCUCCUUGCCCAGCUUCCUGUCAACCAGCAGCUCGGUAAACUCAUCGCCCUUGGACACGUGUUCGGCUGUCUGGACGAGUGUCUCAUCAUAGCGGCUGCCCUUUCUCUGAAGAACUUCUUUGCAAUGCCUUUCAGACAGCAUCUUGAUGGAUACAGGAACAAAGUGAGUUUCUCCGGUGACAGCAAGAGUGACUGCAUUGCUCUGGUUGAGGCGUUCAAAACUUGGCAGGCUUGCCGGCGGAGCGGAGAACUACGGCACCCCAAGGAUGAACUUGACUGGGGACGGUUACAUUACAUUCAAAUCAAGAGAAUCAGAGAGGUGGCUGAAUUAUAUGAAGAGCUGAAGACUCGGAUCUCACAGUUCAACAUGUGUGUGGAUUCUCGAAGACCCGCCCUGGACCACGAGUACAUCUACAAGCAGCGGUUCAUCCUCCAGGUUGUUUUGGCAGGUGCUUUUUAUCCAAACUACUUUACUUUCGGGCAGCCCGAUGAGGAAAUGGCAGUGAGGGAGCUGGCCGGCAACGACCCAAAGACAACCGUCGUGCUGAAGCACAUCCCUCCCUACGGCUUCCUCUACUACAAGCAGCUACAGUCGCUCUUCCGGCAGUGCGGCCAGGUCAAGUCCAUUGUGUUCGACGGGGCAAAAGCCUUCGUGGAGUUUUCUCGGAACCCGACGGAGAGGUUUAAGACUCUCCCCGCGGUGUACAUGGCUGUCAAGAUGUCCCAGCUGAAGGUCUCCCUGGAACUCAGUGUCCACGCUGCCGAGGAGAUCGAGGGGAAGGUGCGAGGGGGGGCCAUGUCCAAGCUCAGGAACACCAGGGUGAAUGUGGACUUCCAGAAGCAGACCAUGGACCCCAUGCAGGUCUCAUUUAAUACUCUGGAGAAGCCACGGUCGGUGACAGAGCUCAUCCUCACUAUUGAUGUCGCAGAGGUGGUUGAGGUGGGACACUUUUGGGGAUAUAGGGUUGACGAGAAGAGCCUGGAGCUUCUGAGAAAGCUCACCACCGAGAUCAACCAGCUCCAGUUGGUGCCCUUGGCUAUUCACCCCCACCCAGACCUGGUCUGCCUGGCGCCCUUCGUGGACGCGGAUCAAGAAAACUACUUCAGAGCGCAGAUCCUGUAUGUCUCUGGGCAGCUAGCGGAGGUGUUCUUCGUGGACUAUGGCAACCGGGCACACGUGCACCUGGACCUUCUGAUGGAGAUCCCCUGCCAGUUUCUGGAACUUCCAUUUCAGGCGUUGGAGUUUAAGGUCUGCCAGAUGCGGCCAUCGGCCCAGUGCCUGGUGUGCGGUGAGCGCUGGAGCUGCGGGGCCAGCCGGCGGUUCUCCUCGCUGGUGCUCGGCUGCCCACUGCUCGUCAAGGUCUUCUCUGUGGUGCACAGCGUCCUGCACGUGGACGUGUGCCGCUACUUGGGGACCCAGGACACUGUCAACGUGCGGGAUGUCCUCAUCCAGGAGGGUUACGCCGAGCUCACCGAAGAGUCCUACGAGUCCAAGCAAAGCCAUGAAUUCCUCAAAGGCCUCUUUUCCACCUCGGCGGGGAGCAGCACUGGGGGCGCCAUGGCUGUGCCCACCCCUGGGAAAGACGACGAGAAGUGCCUGCUCCGGGUUCUGCUGGAGAGCUUCUCCUCCAACAAGCUGGGCCCCCCAAACUGCAAGGUGAUACUGCAUGGGCCUUUCAACCCCUAUGAGCUGAAGUGCCAUAGCCUGACCAGAAUAUCCAAGUUCAGGGGCGUGUGGAUCGAGAAGGAGAGCAUCAAUUCUGUCAUCAUCAGCGACGCCCCUGAAGACCUCCACCAGAGGAUGCUGGUGGCAGCAUCCCUCUCCGUCAACGCCACCGGGUCCACCAUGCUGCUGAGAGAGACCUCGCUGAUGCCCCAUAUCCCUGGCCUGCCAGCCCUGCUCAGCAUGCUGUUUGCACCGGUGAUGGAGCUGAGGGUGGAUCGGGAUGGAAAAUGCUACACUGGAGUCCUCUGUGGUUUGGGGUGGAACCCAAGCACAGGCACCCCCAUCCUGCCAGAGCAUGACAUUGAGCUAGCCUUCGACGUUCAGUUCAAGGUGGAAGAUAUCAUGGAGAUUAAUAUCCUGAGGGCAGCUAUCAACAAACUAAUAUGUGAUGGACCAAAUGGAUCUAAAUAUCUCGGGCCAGAGCGAAUUGCUCAGCUCCAGGAUAACGCCCGGCAGAAACUUCUAAGCUUGUUCUGUCAUUUGAAGCCGAGAGAGAGAAUUGCCCCUAAAUGGCAUGAAAAUCCUUAUGACUGGAAUCAGGUUGACCCCAAACUAGUCAUGGAGCAGUCCGACCAGGAGGGCAGCCACGGGAAGAACACCUUUCUCUACCAGCUCCACAAGUUGAUCGUGCUGAACAUCUAGCUGCCGGCUCAUACCGUCCAGCACUCGCCGGAGAGCCCUGC